AUGAUACACACCCUGGGUAAAGUGGGUAGAAUUGCAGAGGUGUAUGGUGACGGAGACCUAAAGAUUGACGUCAAGGGAACCAUGUGGACCUUCAACUCACAGGCAGUGAGAAAAGUCGACGGCAACGGAAUGCCGCUGACUCCCAGUACCAGUGCCAAUGUGUCCCAGCUGCUGCGUCACAUGUUUGAGGAACAUCAGUCAGUUCGCCAGGGAAGAGCUGGUGAAGUGUGCGGCCAGCGGGACGUCUCGAGAGUAGGAGGACCUCUUACGAGGAGGAGAGGUCGUGUUGGUAGACGUGCCGUUAAUGAAGUACGCUCUCCAGACUGCCAGUCAGGUAUACUAGUCAGGCAUGUUGUACAGAAUGGUCACAUUGAGAUUGUCAAGUGCCUCCUCAGAAAUGGAGCCAACAUUGAAGAAGAGGACAAGGACGGAGACAGAGCGGUCCACCACGCAAGUUUCGGCGACGAACCGGAGGUCGUCGACCUUCUGUCGAGUAACUCGGCAGAUCUGAACGCGAGGAAACAAGAGACGUCAGACUCCGCUUCAGGGCUGUGA
Molecule: messenger RNA, 555 nt
Organism: Geodia barretti
Lineage: Eukaryota; Metazoa; Porifera; Demospongiae; Tetractinellida; Geodiidae
Source: the annotation of a GenBank genome assembly